Molecule: messenger RNA, 789 nt
Organism: Rhizopus microsporus ATCC 52813
Lineage: Eukaryota; Fungi; Mucoromycota; Mucoromycetes; Mucorales; Rhizopodaceae
Exons: 6
Coding region: 1-789 (262 amino acids)
Source: RefSeq, a predicted model, not a curated record
AUGUUCCAAAAACGCUUCGAUGAAGGAAUUACUUUGAAAGACAAGCUAGAAGAGAAGAUUUCGAAGAUGAAAGAGAUCGCGAAAGAGAUUUCGAAAGGUCGCUUCCUUUGCCUAAAGUACGAAGCAAAGGCCAAAAGCCCGAUGGAAUCGGACAUCUUCAGCAUGUAUGUCCAGUAUUGUAUUUUUGACAAGGAUGUAGAUAAAACAGAAAAGGACGUCGUCGUAAAAAUUUGGUCGCCAAUCUUGAAGAGGUUGUUUAGAAGAACCAACCUGAGGACAAAGUGGGGAGAGAGUGUCGGUGACUCUCACGAUGCAAUAAGCAGUGCCGGCUUCAAAGUGGACUUAAGAGUUGCGAAGGGCACUAUGUCCAGAAGAAGAAGAGAAGCCGAUAAGGCUAACGUUGAGAUUGCUAGGCUCAACCCUAGCAUGAUCAAGAUCACCAAUGACAGGACAAAACUCCAUAUUGAAUUCAAGACAGUUCUGGACAAGUUGAUCAAAGAAGUCCCACAAAAAGUCCGAAGCUAUCGCUAUCUCUGGCCUACAGAUCACAGAGCCAUCCCGUGCUCCCUUAAAUUAGGCGCGGCAGUCCUCCCCAACCAUGUUGCACGUACCAAGGACUUUAGAGAAGUGAUCAUGUUGCAAUAUAAAUUCAAAAAUGCAACGACGGAAGUUGCAAGCUGCGACCUAAUAAACGAUGAUGACAGCAGUGACAGUGACAACAACAGCAACAAUAAUAAGCCUGCUCUUGGACACGAGGAACGUGGAUUCCUCCCGACACCGACAAGAUAA